Messenger RNA from Anguilla anguilla (European eel), 1153 nucleotides. RefSeq names its product proteasome subunit alpha type-6. Lineage: Eukaryota; Metazoa; Chordata; Actinopteri; Anguilliformes; Anguillidae. The record is from RefSeq and is a predicted model, not a curated record. The coding region runs from base 304 to 1044 and encodes 246 amino acids. Gene Ontology annotation, biological process: ubiquitin-dependent protein catabolic process. The transcript is spliced from 7 exons. Gene Ontology annotation, cellular component: proteasome core complex, alpha-subunit complex; proteasome core complex; nucleus.
UGUGAAUGAACAGCUGAAAGAGAAAGUUUUUAAAGAACUUCCCAAAAGAACAAAAAAAAGAACAAAUUAUGACAAGCCGAACAAAGCCAUUUUCCCCGAAAAGCACAAAAAAGACUCAACUGGAAUCCGGCCAAUCUGGCAACAUUUAACCCAGUCUCGUAUAAUCCCUCCUCUUCCAUUUUGACCCCGGCAGUAGAAGUUGCUUUCCGGCGGCAACAGUUUUGCUUGUUGAGUCUCAGUGUGGUAGCUAUAUCGUAUUUUUACUGUUGAAUACUUGUAAAAUAAAUAAAGAAACAGAGCACAAUGUCCCGAGGGUCAAGUGCGGGUUUCGAUCGACACAUUACCAUUUUUUCUCCCGAGGGUCGUCUGUACCAAGUAGAGUACGCAUUCAAGGCUAUAAAUCAAGGUGGGCUGACUUCUGUAGCUGUCAGAGGUAAAGACUGCGCAGUAGUUGUCACACAGAAAAAAGUACCGGAUAAGCUUUUGGAUUCCAGUACUGUCACUCACCUAUUCAGAAUAACUGAGAAUAUUGGCUGUGUGAUGUCUGGGAUGACAGCUGACAGCAGAUCGCAGGUCCAGAGAGCCCGUUACGAAGCAGCCAACUGGCAGUACAAGUAUGGCUAUGAGAUCCCAGUGGACAUGCUGUGCAAACGGAUGGCAGACAUCUCUCAAGUCUACACACAGAAUGCUGAGAUGAGACCACUGGGCUGCUGCAUGAUUGUGAUUGGUGUGGAUGAAGAGAAUGGCCCUCAGGUUUAUAAGUGUGACCCUGCCGGAUACUACUGCGGCUUUAAGGCAACAGCCGCCGGUGUGAAACAGACUGAGGCCACCAGCUUCCUGGAGAAGAAAGUAAAGAAGAAACUGGACUGGACCUUUGAGCAAACCGUUGAGACGGCAAUAAGCUGUCUGUCCACAGUGCUGUCCAUUGACUUUAAACCCUCUGAACUGGAGAUUGGGGUCAUCACUACGGAGGACCCAAAAUUCAGGAUUCUUUCAGAGUCAGAGGUCGACUCACACCUGGUGUCCCUUGCAGAGAGAGACUGAUUUCCCAUGGAAGGGCUGCUUCAGAUAUUAGACUGCAGAAGGAGAAUGGAGCGAGCAUCAUUCCUGUAUAUUUACCCUGUUCCAUUAAAGAUGACAUUUUGGAGAAAAA